This is a messenger RNA of Meloidogyne enterolobii, 1161 nucleotides long. The record is from the annotation of a GenBank genome assembly. NCBI's taxonomy places the organism in Eukaryota, Metazoa, Nematoda, Chromadorea, Rhabditida, Meloidogynidae.
UUUUAGAAUCUAAUAAUGAUUUCACGACAUAAUUCUGAAGAGUCAUUUGAUUCUUGUAAUUCUAGUCCUUCAAUUCCUUCUGUUCACGAACAACGAUCUGUUACAUCAUCAAAAAGUCGUCGGAGUACAGAAGAUCAACAUGUUUUGGUUGUUAGAAAUCUGAAGGGAAAAGGAAGGGUUAUACUGCUUCGAGAUCUUUUUUAUGUUUUUAACCUCAAUGCGAGAGCAGAUGGUGAUAAAGCAGAUAAUAUUGACAAUGUUGUUGACAUUCAUUUUGUUGGUGACUGUGCUCUUAUAAAGAUGUUAUCAAAGGAUGCUGCUUGCCGGGCCAAGUCAGCGUUAGACGAAAGUUGGCUUUUUGACAAGUUUAUUACAGUUGACUGGGCUUCUAUUCCACAAAUCCAUCAAAUGCAAACUCUCGGUGCGGGCAAGCCACCGCUUGCUGUGGGAUUUCGGCGAAAGGAUGAUCAAGCAAAAAGACGGCAAAGACAAUCGGCAAAUGGUCAUCCUAAUUCAUAUGGAGGAGGUAAUUUUGACAGUUCUGGAGAUAUUGAUGAUAUUCAGGCACAAAUUGCUUAUUAUGGGACUAAUUUGCCUUCAAAAAGGACUCGUUUCUUGCGUCCUGGGACUGGUUUAAAUGAAGUUCAAAAUCUUAGUUAUGUCCGUCAUCAUUCUGACAAUAAGAAUAAAAAGGAAGACAAAAAAGGAGGGGGAAGUAAUUCAACCAUCAAUCAACAACAUUCUCCAUUACAUAAACGAUUUAUUAAUUCUGCCUGCACAAGAACAGUUACUAGAGAACGUUUGCCUCCCUCGCCUGUUUUGUAUGUCGAAGGACUUGAAUAUUAUGGAGAUUGGACCAACAAUAUUUUGGCUCGCACUGACUUAAUAACAAUAUUUACUUUCUGUGGAGUAGUUAAAGACAUUUAUAUUGGUUAUUGCAGACAAGAUAAUAUUGUUGAAAAAUGUUAUGGAUCUUGUAAGCAUAUGGCUUUAGUUCAGAUGGAAACUGUUGAUCAGGCUACUCGGGCAAUUAAUGAAUUUGAUCAUACUUGGCAAAUGGGACGUUUUAUCAAUGUUACUUAUUCUCACCAUCAAUGUAUUGAACAUGAUCGAAAUAAUCGUCGUGAUCGUUACUCACAUAAACGUUUUGUUCACAGUUAA